UAUGCCGUUCAAAACAUAGGUUGUGAAAUCAAGCAUUUGCUUUCGAAAAAUAAAGUCUUUAAAUUGCAUUUGACAGAAAAAAAAAUGAAAAAUUGGAAUUUUUGUAGAAUGUGAAAAUAAUUAAUCAUAAUGGACACAACUAACUCAAAAUUUACUUUUAAAACUAGUUAUUCCAACUUUACUCCAACAUGCUGUGCCGAACAUAAUAUCCGACGUAAAAAGAGAAAGCAUAUAGAAACUUCAGGAUGGAAAUUUCAAGCUGAUCCAAAAAUAAUUCGGAAAAGGAAUUUUGAUCCAUGGAGCCGCAGUAUGCCGUCAACCCAAGAAAAACAAAAAAGAAUAACAGAAAUUGACGAAUUGCUGGAAGAAACAAAGAAAACCCUCUUGGAGAACCUAGAAAAUGUGAAAUCAAAGCUUGAAAGAUCUUCGAAUCUAUUGCCACAAGAAUGCGAAACGACAUCCAAGAAGUCGAGAGAGACUUCAGAAUAUAGAUCUUUGAGAAAACUGAGAAGAAAGAAAGAAGAACCCAGCCCUUAUAUGAUGCUUUUAAACAGAUUAGAUGAAGAAGAGGGUGUAAGAGAUCCAUCCGCCGAAGACAAGCUUAAAUUGGCCGAAGACAGUCUGAGGAUCUCCACUGCAAAGUUUUGUAAAGCAUGUAAUGGGUUAGCCAAAACUGGAAAGUAUAUUACACCUGAAACUGUUAAUCAGCUUUUCCACCCACAAGUCUUUGAGAGCAGUCUUUGCCCACCAAUCACUCUAUCUGUUUCUGAAGUUACUAAACCAUCUCUCAUUACAAGCAUAAAACCUAAUACCUUAGAAAAGGAUGACACCAAGCAAGAAAAAUUAAAAGAACGUUUAAAACAAGGUUACUACUUACCAGUACAUGCAUGGUUUCCUUCAAAAAAACAAACUGUAGUGAUGAGUUCCGAGGAGAUUGAAUUGCUGAAUUCAACAUCCACUAAAGCUUUUCUUAAGUUUUUAGAGAAACGAAAGAAAAAGCCACCAAAAGUAUUAACAGAACUGCUUGAAAAACUUAAAAAAAUGCAAGAAAUCACAAAGUAAUAGAAGAAUUUGCAUCACCUGCAUGGAAAUGGCCUGAAUACAGAUAGAAUUAAAUGUAACAUGACAAUAUUUCUGUCACAUAAAUAUAUGUACAAUAAAACAUAUACUUAGAAGCUUA
This is a messenger RNA of Stegodyphus dumicola, 1180 nucleotides long. RefSeq lists its product as uncharacterized. NCBI's taxonomy places the organism in Eukaryota, Metazoa, Arthropoda, Arachnida, Araneae, Eresidae. The record is from RefSeq and is a predicted model, not a curated record.